AUUUUCUAGAUUUUUAUUUAAUCGUAUCUAACUGUGAGGAAUCAUUCCUUUUUAACAUUAUGGCGAUUAGAAAUCCCCGCUUGCCUCUAUUACCCGGCUAUGGUUCGAAUCCUUUGAUCGGAAAGAAAAGUUUUGGAGUACGUCCCAUUUUUACAUCUAUUGAUAAAGUCAAUAUGUUAGUGGAUAAGACAGAGGGCGUUAACCGUAUACCUUCGCUGUACUCUCGAAAACAAGCUCCAGAUCUACCGACUUGGAUCAUGUAUGACAAAAACAUAUUGCGCUUUCAAGCCUAUUUCCAACAAACUCUUCAUGAAAUGCGCUCAGGGUCUCACAUUUUGCGGAAAGUCGAAAUUUUCUUUUUCCUUGAAGACGGCACUAUUAAGGUUAUCGAGCCAAAAACUGACAACAGUGGUAUGUCACAAGGAACACUUAUAAGCCGCCAACGAAUACGUCUUCCGUUCAGCUCCGAUCUAUAUUACGAUCUUCUUGAUUUGAAUAUUGGUCGUGAAAUUACAUUUUAUGGAAAAGUGUUCAAGAUAGUUAACUGCGAUAAUUUCACGAGAGGGUUUCUGAAUCGCCUUGGAAUUAAUGUUUUGGAUCCAAUACCUUGGCCUGAUGCCAUCGAGAGAAUUCCUGAUAAUAAACGUCCACCCAAGCAUCGACCGUUUCGACAGUUUCUGGAUUUUGAUCGACAAGUUUUAAGGUUUUACGGGUACUGGGAUGAUCGAGAUACCGAAUUUGGAACGAUACAUCAUUUAGAGCUACAUUAUUUCUUGGCUGAUGACACUAUGGAAAUUAAAGAGGUACUUCCACCGAAUUCUGGAAUGGAGGCUGGUCCAAUGUUUCUAAAAAGAAUGAGAUUGCCAAGGAAAAUUCCACCGCAUAUAGAGAUGACGGGCGGACCAAAACAUGCGUCCUACAGUCCUGCUGAUUUGAGCAUCGGUGCCGUCGUAAAUGUUUACGGUCGGAAAGUUGUUCUUACAGAUUGCGAUCCAUUUACCAAAGAAUUUUACCGCGUCACGUAUGGCUUUGAUACGUUUAAACCAUUGCCAGUACCAAAAGACGAAGGUACGGAGUGUAUAACCACCACCUUAGCGGAACGGAAGUUACCACCUUGGAAUGGUUAUGGAUCUUACGAAGACUCUGCAGAGAACUGUCGAACUGUUGAACCAAAAGCUCCUCACAGGGAUUUCGUAAAAUUUUUACACAAAGAUAGGGUUGGAUUUGAUUCCCAUAUACUCCGAUUUGCAGCGAGAUUGAUUAAUGAUAAUCCGGAUGACAAAAGACGCUAUUUCAUAAUUAAAUAUUUUCUUUGUGACGACACCAUUGGUAUUUUUGAAUUAGGCGAACGUAAUUCCGGCUUUAAGGGUGGAAAAUUCUUUCGUCGUGGGAAAAUGUAUCUGCCAAAUGUGGACUUCUUCGUGCCAGAAGAACCUCCCGCUUAUACGGACAAAGAUAUGUGGAUUGGUAAUGAACUGGUUAUAAAUAACCAUUGUUUUCGUCUAAUUGCUGCGGACGAGUAUGCUUUGAGGUAUAUGGAACUUCAUUCGAAUGAGUAUCCGAUGGCUAACAUAGCCUUAAUAAUGGAUAAAAUUCGUCGAACGCUCGCUUCCCAAGAAAACGGUUAUAAAAAUUUUGUAGCAAAAUAUAUGGAAGUUGUUUUGCCGGACAAGAAUGAGCUGAUGUCUGUCAGAUGCUUCAAACAAGCUUUAAAGGAAAUAAUGUGUGAAAAAAUGACUGAACAUGAAUUUUUUACCCUGAUUCGACACUUUCGAGGAGAUUCCAGUAAAGACAAAAGUCCACGUCGAGAGAUGAUAAGAUCUCUCGUGUUCACGGAAUUGACUCGUGGAUUGUGGGAUGAUCGCGCGCGCCUAAGGGAAGGGCUCGCGCACGCCGACAUCGGCGGGCUGGGCGCGCUGCCUCCCGAGCGCAUGCGACAGAUGCUCCGCGCACACAGGCUGCCUUUAAGCCGCGAUCUCUUGGACUGCAUGUUGGAUGUACUGGAAAAAGAUGACAACUGUAACAUUGUUUACGAAGAUCUUAUGUCAUUCCUGGACUUUCAAACGCAGCCGGUGUACAAUCUCACUGAGGCAGAUUACCAAAAGAUUGUACGUCACGCGCCUCCAGUUAAAGAUACAGAGUGUAAGCUGUGGGCGGAGGCCGAGACUUUAAUAAAAGAAGGCUUUGUGAAUUGGAAUGCAUUUUUAUGCCAACUCAAUCUUGAACAUCUCGUAAAGGAACAAACAAGUUAGUUACUGCAAAUAGUUUUGUAAUACUUAUCAAAGACUUG
Molecule: messenger RNA, 2290 nt
Organism: Nymphalis io (European peacock)
Lineage: Eukaryota; Metazoa; Arthropoda; Insecta; Lepidoptera; Nymphalidae
Product: EF-hand domain-containing family member C2-like
Exons: 16
Coding region: 60-2252 (730 amino acids)
Biological process (GO): regulation of neuron projection development
Cellular component (GO): microtubule
Source: RefSeq, a predicted model, not a curated record